AAAUAACACUUCAUUUUGUUCGUAUUCUACUGCACGUGUUACAUUCUGAGAGAAAAAUAUAAAAUAAUUAAUUUUUAUAUAAAUAAAGAAACAUUCGAACUUUGAAUCAUGGGAAAGCUGAAUGUAACCGUGUUGCGUUAUCUAACGAAGGAGGAUUUUCGUGUUCUAACAGCCAUUGAAAUGGGCAUGAAGAAUCACGAACUGGUGCCGGGACCAUUGGCUGCAGCCAUUGCCAAUUUAAAGGCGGGAGGAGUACAUAAAAUCCUCAAGGAAUUGUGCAAACACAAACUGUUGUCCUAUGAACGUGGCAAGAAGUAUGAUGGUUAUCGCCUAACCAACACUGGCUAUGAUUAUUUGGCCCUUAAAUCGUUGACUCUUCGCGGCUCCGUAUCUUCGUUUGGCAAUCAAAUUGGUAUUGGCAAGGAGUCCAAUAUUUAUGUUGUGGCCGAUGAGGAAGGCAAACCAAUUUGUUUGAAACUACAUCGUUUGGGUCGUACAUGUUUCCGUAACGUCAAGUCCAAACGUGAUUAUCAUGGACGUCGCCAUAAGGCAUCAUGGUUGUAUUUGUCUAGGAUUUCGGCCACACGAGAAUUUGCCUAUAUGACGGCAUUGUAUGAUCGUGGUUUCCCGGUACCAAAACCCAUUGAUUUCAAUCGUCAUUGUGUUCUCAUGGAAUUGGUUAAUGGCUGGCCAAUGACCCAAAUCCAUGAGCUGCGCGAUCCCGAACAAGUCUAUGAUGAUUUAAUGAAUUUGAUUGUCCGUUUGGGUAACUCUGGUGUAAUUCAUGGUGAUUUCAAUGAAUUCAAUUUAAUGCUGGCCGAUGAUGGCAAACCAAUUUUGAUUGAUUUUCCACAAAUGAUGUCCACAUCCCAUGAAAAUGCUGAAUUUUUCUUCGAACGUGAUGUUAAUUGUGUACGUGAACUCUUCCGUCGCAAAUAUAACUAUGAAAGUGAAGAUUAUCCCAAAUUCUCAGAUCUGAAGAGAGAAGAUGAUUUGGACACAGAGGUUCAUUGUACUGGAUAUGGUUUUACCAAAGAAAUGGAAAAGGAUUUGCUACAGGAAUAUGGCAUGAUUGAAGAGUCCGAUGAAGAAGAAUAUGAAGAUGAUGAAGAUACAGUACCCAAAUUGGUAGAUGGGGAGAAGACAGGAAACAACUAUACAAACGAUGAGCUCGAUGAAUAUCGCCAACAGUUGGAAAAUGAAAUUAGUUUUAGUGAAGUGAAAGCCUCGAGCAAGGCAGAUGAUUCUAUAAGGAAGUACAUUGAAUCGUGCACACAAUAUUUGGGUAAUAUUAAAAUUGGACCUGAGGUUGAUAUACCAGAAAAUAUACCAACACCCAAAUUAAUUGUGGAACAGCAAAUGGCAAAGAAAGAAAAAAUAGAAAACACAGAAACCAAGGAGGAAAACACCACAACUGCCAACGAACCCACGGCCAAUGAUAACGAUUCCAAUAAGGCUGAUCAUGAUUCGGACGCCCAUUCAAUGAGUUCCAAUGAUUUGGAAACUGAUAAUGUUCCCGAAUUGGCUGACAUAGAUCCCAAUUCACGUAUGUAUCGUUUGAAAAUGGUCGAAAAACUUUUGAAUGAUGCCCGUUCACAACGUUCAUAUUCCACGACUGCCAGUACCAUUGCUCCCUCCGUUAUUACGGAUCGUAUUAAACGUAAUAUGGAUAAAAAGGAGAACAUUGAAAUGCGUAAACGUUGUGUGGCCAAGGGUGAGGCGAGUGCCGUACAUCGUCAUCGUAAAGAGAAUAAGAGUGUUGUCAAAGAAUAUGCUGGCUGGGAUUUUUAAUAAUGUUGAUAUAUUCUGCUUAUUUUUAGUUUGUAGGAAAAUUUGUAUAAUUGUAUUAAGAAAAUGAAAAAAAAAAAACGAAAUA
This is a messenger RNA of Musca domestica (house fly), 1876 nucleotides long. RefSeq lists its product as uncharacterized. Bases 109 to 1791 code for a protein of 560 amino acids. The transcript is spliced from 6 exons. Gene Ontology annotation, cellular component: cytosol; nucleus; preribosome, small subunit precursor. Lineage: Eukaryota; Metazoa; Arthropoda; Insecta; Diptera; Muscidae. Gene Ontology annotation, molecular function: ATP binding; protein serine/threonine kinase activity. Gene Ontology annotation, biological process: protein phosphorylation; maturation of SSU-rRNA. The record is from RefSeq and is a predicted model, not a curated record.